AUGCGGAACGUUGCAGAAAAGGAUGUUCCGUUCAGUAAAGAUUCUAUCCUUCACUCUUCAUGGAAUUGGGUUAAAGCUCUUAAGUGCACAGUUGGAAGACUGGAGGAUUGUACCAGAAGACAAACUAGAUGUAGCCGAUGGAUUCCUCCUCCAACGGACACCAUUAAACUAAACACUGAUGGGGCUCGUGAUCCGAUAUUGGGUUUGGCAGCUUCAGCAGCAGUGGCGAGAGAUGAAUUCGACAUUUGGGUUCGUGGAGUAGGUAGAAAUAUUGGUAGGUGUGGUGUGGAGCAAGCAAAGCUUUGGGCGAUCUAUGAUAGGCUUAUUAUGGCAUGGGAUGCCCAAUGGCGACAUAUCUUCAUGGAAACAUAUUGUGCACUUGCUUUUAAAGGGACCACUGACAAAUUGAGAGGGUGUGUUCAGAGAAUUUUGGUUCUUAGAAUUCAAGAGUUAGAAAGUCGUUAUUGGAAUGUUGUCUUCAAGCAGAUCCCAAGAGAAAUAAACUCUGUUGCACACUCGUUGGCUGGUAUGAUGAAGGAAGUGUAG
This is a messenger RNA of Gossypium raimondii (Peruvian cotton), 546 nucleotides long. RefSeq lists its product as uncharacterized. The record is from RefSeq and is a predicted model, not a curated record. Gene Ontology annotation, molecular function: RNA-DNA hybrid ribonuclease activity; nucleic acid binding. Lineage: Eukaryota; Viridiplantae; Streptophyta; Magnoliopsida; Malvales; Malvaceae. The transcript is spliced from 2 exons. The coding region runs from base 1 to 546 and encodes 181 amino acids.